AACUUUUUCUUUUCACUUCUUACGUUCUCUAACUCGCCUUCUGGAAAACUGGUCAUGGCCGAGACCACAAAAUCCAGCGAUGCGCCCAAAAGCGCCGUUGCCGCAACGCUCGAGCAACUCAAGCCCCAGGAGGCUGAGUCAAAGACGCUCAAGAUUGAGAAUACCGAUAAGCGCGACACUUUGAUUGCAGAAGAGAAGAAGUACCAGAAGUCAUGGGAGGAGCAGGGCGUUUUCAACCCGGAUGCCCCCUCACUGGACGAGGAGCCGUUCGACACCACCACCCCGGACCAGCUUCAUGAGAAGUUCCCCAAGUGGCUCGGCUGCUUCGCAUACCCGUACAUGAAUGGUACCCUCCAUGCUGGUCAUGGCUUUACCGCAAGUAAAGUCGAGUUCACAGCCGGCUUCCAGAGGAUGCUUGGCAAACGAGUUCUGUUCCCACUGGGAUGGCAUGUCACUGGUAUGCCAAUCAAGGCAUGUGCAGACAAGCUUGUCCGAGAGGUCGAGAUGUUCGGAAAGAACUUCGAGCGCUGCCCCGUCGAGGACGUCAUUGAGACAGCCGUACCAGAGCCUCCAGCCCCCACACAGGCUGAGACCAAGACCGACAUCACCAAGUUCAAAGCUCAGAAAGGCAAAGCGGCCGCUAAGACAGUCAAAACUAAGUACCAAUUUCAGAUCAUGCUCGCUCAGGGCAUACCCCUCGAAGAGAUUCACAAGUUCUCGGACCCUUACCACUGGAUUGAGUUCUUCCCUCCGCUCGCGAAGAAGGACCUCACUGCAUUCGGUGCCAGGAUAGACUGGAGGCGUCAGUUUGUCACAACCGACGCAAACCCUUACUACGACAGCUUCGUUGCCUGGCAAAUGCGACGACUGAAGGCAAUGGGCAAGAUCAUUUUCGCUAAGCGUUACACUGUCUACAGUCCAAAGGAUGGCCAAGCCUGCAUGGACCACGACAGGCAAUCUGGAGAAGGCGUGACAGUGCAGGAGUACACUGCCCUGAAAAUGAAAGUGGUCAAGUGGGCCGAUUCGGCCAAAGCACACAUCAGCGGUGUACCUGAAGGCGCUUCUUGCUACUUUGUGCCCGCUACCCUCCGUCCCGAGACCAUGUACGGCCAGACUUCGUGCUUCGUAGGACCCUCAAUCAACUACUCUUUGGUCAAGGUCAAUGACAACGAGUACUUUAUCUUGAGCGAGAGGGCCGCCAGGAAUAUGGCGUACCAAGGCACCACUGCUAAGUGGGGCGAGUAUUCGAUCAUCGCAACAUUCCCCGGUAAGGAUGUCGUCGGCACAACCGUCAAUGCACCUCUUUCCGUUCACAAGGAGGUCUACAUCCUUCCAAUGGAGACUGUCAAAGACACCAAGGGUACAGCCGUUGUUACCUGCGUCCCAUCGGACUCGCCAGAUGAUUACAUCACGUCAUUUGACUUGGCCAAGAAGGCAGAUUAUUACGGUAUCCAGAAGGAAUGGGUCAAGUUCGACAACCUCCUUGGUAUAAUUGAAACCCCAUCCUACGGAAACCUCACUGCACAGAAGCUGGUCGAAGAGAUGAAGAUUCAGUCGCCCAAGGACUCUGCGAAGCUUGCUGAGGCAAAAGAGAAGGCCUACAAGGAAGGCUUCUACAAGGGCAAAAUGGUGUACGGCGACUUCAGCGGCAAGCCAGUGGAAGAGGCUAAGCCAUUGGUUCGUAAGCAGCUUAUCGACAUGGGUGUCGCUUUCCCUUACGCCGAACCUGAUGGCAAGGUCAUCAGCCGCAGUGGUGAUGACUGUGUUGCAGCUUUGCUUGACCAGUGGUACAUGAACUACGGCACAGCAGCUAACGGCGGAGAUGGCGAGUGGGCCGAGAAGGUUCGAUCUCAUAUCGAGGGUGAACUCAACCUGUAUUACCCCGAGGCGAAGAACCAGUUCUUGCGAGUUGUCGACUGGCUUGGCAUCUGGGCAUGCGCUCGAUCGUACGGACUGGGAACUAAGGUCCCUUGGGACCCGAGUGUGAUGGUCGAGAGUUUGUCUGACAGUACCAUCUACCAAGCUUAUUACUCGUUCGCGCAUCUCCUGCACAAGGACAUGUUCGGUAAAGAGCCCGGUCCUCUCGGUGUCAAGCCCGACCAAAUCACCGACGAAGCCUGGGACUACGUGUUUGGCCUCCGUGAGCGAAGCGAUGUUCCACAGACCACCGUUCCCAAGCAAGCUCUUGAGACCAUGCGACGCCAUUUCGACUACUGGUACCCGCUCGACCAACGCUCAUCGGGCAAGGAUCUCAUUCAAAACCAUCUGACUAUGAACCUCUACGUGCACACAGCAAUUUUCCCCAAGGAGAACUGGCCACGCAGCUUCCGCGUCAACGGCCACUUGCUGCUUAACGGAGACAAGAUGAGCAAGUCUACUGGUAACUUCCUGACCAUUGCCGGCGCAGUACAGAAGUUUGGUGCUGAUGCCACGCGUCUUGCUCUUGCCGAUGCGGGUGAUGAGAUCUCAGACGCCAACUUCGAGGAGACUGUCGCCAACAGCAACAUUCUGAAGCUAUUUGAGCUCCGCAAGUGGUGCGAGGACUUGGUCAACGAGGCUAUCUACGUUCCUGAUGCGACUGCUUACCUGGAGAAGAGGUCGAACGAACGUGUGAAGAACGCAGAUGUGAUCCAGCGACAGAGUGGUAGCGAGCGCCUGCUAUUCGACAAGAUGUUCGACAACGAGAUGAACGUCCUUGUCCACGAAGCCUUUGCGCACUACUCCAACACAUCCUACAAGUUGGCCCUCAAGUCAGCAUUCUAUGACUUCACCAGUGCGCGCGACUUCUACCGUGAAGCUACCAAGGCGGCAGGAAUUGGUAUGCACCAAGACCUGGUCAAGAAGUUCAUUGAGCUACAGGCCCUUCUCAUCACGCCCAUCGCACCGCACUGGGCAGAAUACAUCUGGCUUGAGGUGCUCAAGAACAAGGAGACCAUCCAGAACGCUCUCUGGCCAAAGGUCCCCGAGUCUGACGCAUCCCUCACAGCAGCCCGCGAAUUUGUUCGCACCACACAGACCAACAUCACAUCAGCAGAAGGCAAUGCCAUCAAGAAGCUUUCAAAGGGCAAGGCGGCGACUUUUGACCCCAAGAAGGAGAAGAAGAUUACCAUCUUCUCUGCUCAAGAGUGGCCUGCUUGGCAAAAGAAGUACAUUGACAUGCUCCGCGACGCCGAGACUAUCGACAUCAAGGCCAUCAGCAAGUCCAUCGACAAGUCCGAGUCCAAGAAAGCCAUGCCUUUUAUCAACGGCCUCAAGCGCCGCCUUGACAAUGGCGAGCCCAAGGAGGUGGUCUUGAACCGUGAGCUUGCCUUUGAUGAGCUGUCAACCCUGCGCGUCAUGGUUCCGGGCUUGAAGCAGACUGUGCAGAAGUGCGUUGAUGUAGAGAUCAUCACCGUGUCGGAAGGCGGAAAGGAGGGUACUGUGAUCAAGGAAGACGGCAGCAAGGGAGAGACUCGAUCGGAGCUGCCGCCUCAGGCUGCGUCUGCGGAGCCUGGCUCCCCCAGCUUCGCUUUCGAGAACGUUGAGAAUGUUGCCGUUCGUUAGGGAGUGCGAGGUUGGUGAGAUGGGAUGGAUUCAUGCGACACGACAUAUCAUGGCAGGAUGGGAUGGAUGCAACAAGACAUGUUUAAGACGACCUUGGUGGGCAAUGUAUUCACAUGACUGACCAAAGUAGAAAGCCCAUUACAUAGACUCGACGAUUACUGCACACACACAC
Exserohilum turcica Et28A is the source of this 3715-nucleotide messenger RNA. RefSeq lists its product as uncharacterized. The record is from RefSeq and is a predicted model, not a curated record. Gene Ontology annotation, biological process: leucyl-tRNA aminoacylation. The coding region runs from base 55 to 3543 and encodes 1162 amino acids. The transcript has 2 exons. NCBI's taxonomy places the organism in Eukaryota, Fungi, Ascomycota, Dothideomycetes, Pleosporales, Pleosporaceae. Gene Ontology annotation, molecular function: leucine-tRNA ligase activity; ATP binding; aminoacyl-tRNA deacylase activity.